AUGUCUCGCUAUAUGAUCGAUGAAAAUUCUCUUUUAGAACAUCUGUUAGAUCAUGAACGAGAGCUGAUAUUUGGAAAAUCAAUAAAGAAUCGCAACAUUAAAUUGGUGCAUUUAAGACAUCUAACAGAUGCUGAUGAAGUGGCCGUGAGCAAUACAAAAGGCACCGCAAGACCGGUAACAAUAGAGGAAAAUGCUACACAAACACCAUCACGACGGGUGAAACGUGCUGACUCCGCGAGCUCUGCAGAACAGUUGAACGGCGCCCAACCAAGACAAGAGGUUUCCAUACAAAUACAAGAUAACGAACAUUUGGUAAAUUUAAAAUUGCGCCAAACGCCAAAGCUGAUCGACGAUGCGUUUAUCUUCAUUCGCCGCUAUGCAAAUUCCACUCAAUUCAUAGAGAAUUCACACAAAUUAGCUGAAAAAUACGAGCGAUGCUUCUACAGCAAUGAAAAUUCAGCACUUGACCUUUGCGAUGAUGAAAAUGUGCGAGGUGUUUUCAACCAUAACUCCACUGACUACAUUAUACAUCCUUUACCAGCAAGAUUUGGUAAUUCUACGCAUAUAAUACUUGAAAAAAGUGACAGAUCACCUAGUGAUCCUGAUAUAUUACCUAUUUCAAUAACGAAGUCAAUAGUAGAUUCGAAUAUUCAAUUCGAACCUGAUAGAGAUGAAUUUAAUGAUUUGAAUAUUAUCAAUAUAUCACAAGAAAUUGAUGUUGAAGAAACUUCCCGUCCUACACGCAACACUGAACAUUACGGACAAGAACAGCGCAAAAAUCGCUAUAACAAGCAACCACAGCAUAAAUAUUUGCAUUCCUCACAAAAUAAAAGUUUUUAUAAUUAUCAACAACUGCCACAGCAUCUAAGUUUUAGGCCGCGUUAUCAAAACGAUUAUCAUUUUCAUAAUAUAAAAUCUCGCCAACAUUCUAACAAGCAUAAACAUCAGAAGCAACUUAACAAUGCACAUCAUCAUAAUCACAGUCAUCAUUAUCAUCAGCAGCAGCAUCAACAACAGCAUAAGAGGCAUAAAACUCGUCGCAGGCGAAAUAUUAAUCAGUGGAUUCCAAAAGACUUGCAUAUUGAAACUGCAAUAUUCGUCGAUCGUGAGCUUUAUAAGCACAUGGCCAAGAACUAUCCCAAAAACACCGAGAGUCAUGUAAUGCGUUUUGUGCUAGCUAUGAUAAAUGCUGUGCAAUUGCUAUAUCAUCAUCCCACUCUGGAACGACGUAUAAAUUUUGUAUUAAAACGUUUGGAAAUACUUUACGUGGAUCCGAAGAAUUUGACACGUUCUAGUGACAUCGACACAUAUCUAAGUAAUUUUUGCAUGUGGCAAUCAAGCUUGAAUCCAAUUUCAGAUGAUGAUCCGAAACAUUUUGAUCAUGCAGUCAUUUUAACAGGCCUAGAUCUUUAUGUUCUUGACAAGAAGACAGGUAAGUCAGCAAGUCAGGUUGUUGGCUUGGCGCCAGUAAGUGGCAUGUGCUUACCAGAAUCGUCUUGUACGGUCAACGAGGGCAAGCACUUUGAUAGUGUGUAUGUGGUAGCACAUGAAAUUGGACACAACCUUGGCAUGCGUCACGAUUCGAAUGAAAAAAGUUGCGAUCCCAAUACAUAUAUAAUGUCCCCUACAUUGGGCAGCGGCAAGACAACCUGGUCAAAAUGUUCGCGAGAAUAUUUAAACAUAUUUUUAAAAUUGAAACAGUCUAAGUGCCUAUUCGAUCGCGGUCAGUUUAUCAAUAAUUUAGAUCACUCAGCUGAGGGAAUGCUUCCAGGCGAACGUUUUGAUGCUAGCCAGCAAUGCAUGCUGAAAUACGGUGUUGAAGCAGAACGUGCAUUAUCGCAGGAAUUUUCUGAUGUGUGUCGUGAUUUACAUUGUCAACGCGAUCGUUAUACUUGGACUUCACAUCCCGCUUUAGAAGGCACUGAGUGUGGUUUAAAUAUGUGGUGUCGAAAUGGAGUUUGUGUCAAAAGGUCAUCAUUGUUCGGGUCUUCUAAUGCGCCAAGAGAAUAUGCCCUCUCAAGUAAAUUAGGUUAUGAAAAAUCUAACUUCUUAGAGUCCAAUAAAAUGGGCCAUUUAAUGCAGGACUAUAACUACAACAAAUUACCAAUUUGGUCGGAAUGGGGUGAAGCUAGUGAAUGUGAUUCUGGUUGUUUGUUUGGAUCUUCGAAUCGUUUGCUUGACGGCAGCACAGGUUUAAAAACUUUUACAAGGAGUUGCUUAAACUAUAGGCGGAGAUGUUCCGGACGUGAUCGUAAGUUUGAAUCAUGUGCUGCAAAACUUUGUCACAGUAUCGCAAUUACAACAAUUGACGCUUUUGCCACGGAAAUUUGCGAAAAGGCAAACAAAUUUGAUUCUGAUUUGACAGGCGUCGGACAACAGAUUGUUGGGGACUUUGAGGAAUCGUGUAAAGUCUUUUGUAAAACAAAAUCAAAUGGCACAAAAUCAAGAAGUUGGCUAUUCCCUGAUGGCACAACUUGCAAAUCGAGUCACUAUAGUCCCAAUGAUAUUUCGUAUUGCAUAGCUGGACGUUGUGAAAAGUUUUCGUGCGAUAAUUCCACGAAUAAUUAUUACAAACUGGAUGCCAAAUUUUGCCAACGUCCACCGCAACCGGCUGUAGAAAAUGAGACUAAUCGCAUUAGUAAUUAUAAUACCAUACAAACACAAAUGCGAUAUGCAGAGAGAGAGCGAGAUAUCUUUAACCGAAAUAAUAUAAAUAGAGACCCAGGAAGAUUUUAUGGAUCCACAAAUUUACGAAAUAAAUAUGAAAAUGAGGUUGCAGUACGAAAUUCUCAACAAGAACAGUAUUAUAGAGCUAAAUCAGAACCAUAUCAACAGUGGAACAAGUAUAAUUAUCACCAUUCAUAUGAACAACCGUCCAUGCCAGUAUCGGCUUCUUUGGUUUCAGCAACUGUACUUGAGUCUGAAUGGAUUGUGAAAUCAGGUUGUCACUCAAGUUGCAUAGCCAAUUCAAAGGGUGUGCAAGUAGUCACUUCAAGAAGAACGGGCGUGAGAAAUAUACAAUUAUGUACACAUAAAAUAAAGCCGUGUGAACGUUUGCUUACGCCCGCUGAGUUUGCAGAGAAUACAUGUAGUCGUUAUAAACUUAAAGUACGUGGCUUAUCUGGUCAUGGCACACAAAUAGCAGCAAGUAUUAACGAGCCCGAUCGUAGCUGCAGAGUUGGCUGUCAAGACGAAUUUAUUAAAUAUCGCUUCUACUUGGUCAAUGGUAAAUAUGGACAUUUCCCGUUGGGUACUAAGUGCUCCAACACCGAGGAACGUUAUUGCGUUAAUGGUAAAUGUUUAGAAUUUGGACCAAACAACAUACCACAACAACAAUCCCACAUCAGUUUGGCUCUAUUUCGUAAUAGACGUUCAGUUGAUAGUAAGAGCAUACGCAGACAUAAACGUAGUUUUCUGUACUACGAUCCUGUAAAUAUAACGGAGACUCUUACGCAGGACUUUAUUAAUAAUAUUGUCAACUCAAUUAUUGCUGUUGAAAACACUAAUAAUUUAGAUGAAAAUUUAACAGACGAUCACAUCGAAUUUACAAAUCCAAUUCACAUAUCGACAGAUGAACUGAACAUGGAAUGAUAUUUGCUACGUUUAUUGUAGCAUUUUUCCAUUAAUCACAUUAAUAACCAUUAGUUAGGCGCUUAUAUUUAAAUUAAUUAAUGUUUUAUUGAAACAAUUUGA
Messenger RNA from Teleopsis dalmanni, 3693 nucleotides. RefSeq lists its product as uncharacterized. Gene Ontology annotation, biological process: extracellular matrix organization; proteolysis. Lineage: Eukaryota; Metazoa; Arthropoda; Insecta; Diptera; Diopsidae. The transcript is spliced from 14 exons. Gene Ontology annotation, molecular function: metalloendopeptidase activity. The record is from RefSeq and is a predicted model, not a curated record. Gene Ontology annotation, cellular component: extracellular matrix. Bases 1 to 3591 code for a protein of 1196 amino acids.